GGUGCAUAUACCCAACCCAGAAAAGGUGCAUAUACCCAUACACAGAAAGGUGCAUAUACCCAACACACAGAAAGGUGCAUAUACCCAACACAGAAAGUGCAUAUACCCCCAACACAGAAAGGUUGCAUAUACCCAACACAGAAAGGUGCAUAUACCCAACACAGAAAAACAGGUGCAUAUACCCAACACAGAAAGGUGCAUAAACCCAACACA
Molecule: messenger RNA, 213 nt
Organism: Candidula unifasciata
Lineage: Eukaryota; Metazoa; Mollusca; Gastropoda; Stylommatophora; Geomitridae
Source: the annotation of a GenBank genome assembly